This is a messenger RNA of Phodopus roborovskii (desert hamster), 4118 nucleotides long. It is a transcript of the gene Trpc5, whose product is annotated as transient receptor potential cation channel subfamily C member 5. The transcript has 11 exons. The record is from RefSeq and is a predicted model, not a curated record. Gene Ontology annotation, biological process: manganese ion transport; calcium ion transmembrane transport; regulation of cytosolic calcium ion concentration. Gene Ontology annotation, cellular component: cation channel complex; membrane. Gene Ontology annotation, molecular function: inositol 1,4,5 trisphosphate binding; protein binding; store-operated calcium channel activity. NCBI's taxonomy places the organism in Eukaryota, Metazoa, Chordata, Mammalia, Rodentia, Cricetidae. The coding region runs from base 336 to 3260 and encodes 974 amino acids.
GAGCCCAGAGUUUCGGGCACUGGCGAAGGCGAAAGGUGAGGAGGUUUGAGCAGUCAGAGGGAAGUUUGGCAAUAACUGAAGAGCAAAGAGAGGAGCCCGGGUAGGAGUCAAUCCUUGGGCCCCUCUCAGCACCCUGAUCCUUUUGCCUGUGCUCAACCAACCACCCACCCACACGGCAGCCUCCAGGCACGGGACUGUCCCAGGCGGCCGCCUUGUGCGCGCCGCGGAAGACGAGUCCGGUAAGGCUGUUGCUCCAAGCGCCCUGGUGCACGGACUCCAGACAACAGAAAUCUGAAGAAAGCUCUUGGCCUGGGCUUUCUAAAUUGCUAUGAACCAUGGCCCAGCUGUACUACAAAAAGGUCAAUUACUCACCAUACAGAGACCGUAUCCCCCUCCAAAUCGUGAGGGCUGAGACUGAGCUCUCUGCUGAAGAGAAGGCCUUCCUUAAUGCAGUGGAGAAGGGGGACUAUGCCACCGUGAAGCAGGCACUGCAAGAGGCUGAGAUCUACUACAAUGUCAACAUCAACUGCAUGGAUCCUUUGGGCAGGAGCGCCCUGCUCAUUGCCAUUGAGAACGAGAACCUGGAGAUCAUGGAGCUACUGCUGAACCACAGUGUGUAUGUGGGCGAUGCAUUACUCUACGCCAUCCGCAAGGAAGUGGUGGGCGCUGUGGAGCUUCUGCUUAGCUACAGAAAGCCCAGCGGUGAGAAGCAGGUUCCCACUCUGAUGAUGGACACCCAGUUCUCUGAGUUCACACCAGACAUCACUCCCAUCAUGUUGGCUGCCCACACCAACAACUAUGAAAUCAUCAAACUGCUUGUCCAAAAGCGAGUCACUAUCCCACGGCCCCACCAAAUCCGCUGCAACUGUGUAGAAUGUGUUUCCAGUUCAGAGGUAGACAGCCUGCGUCAUUCAAGGUCCCGACUGAACAUCUACAAGGCUCUGGCAAGCCCAUCCCUCAUUGCCUUAUCAAGUGAGGACCCCAUCCUAACUGCCUUCCGGCUGGGCUGGGAACUCAAAGAGCUAAGCAAGGUGGAAAAUGAAUUCAAGGCUGAGUAUGAGGAGCUCUCUCAGCAAUGCAAGCUCUUUGCCAAGGACCUGCUGGACCAAGCUCGUAGCUCCCGAGAACUGGAGAUCAUCCUCAACCAUCGUGAUGACCACAGUGAAGAACUUGACCCACAGAAGUACCAUGACCUGGCCAAGCUGAAGGUGGCAAUCAAAUAUCACCAGAAAGAGUUUGUUGCUCAGCCAAAUUGUCAACAGUUGCUUGCCACCUUGUGGUAUGAUGGCUUCCCUGGAUGGCGAAGAAAACACUGGGUAGUCAAGCUUCUGACCUGUAUGACUAUUGGCUUCCUGUUUCCUAUGCUGUCUAUAGCCUAUCUGAUCUCACCCAGAAGCAACCUUGGGCUGUUCAUCAAGAAGCCCUUUAUCAAGUUCAUCUGCCAUACAGCUUCCUAUCUGACCUUCCUCUUCAUGCUUCUCCUGGCUUCUCAGCAUAUCGUCAGGACAGACCUCCAUGUACAAGGACCUCCCCCAACUGUUGUGGAAUGGAUGAUACUGCCUUGGGUUCUAGGUUUCAUUUGGGGGGAGAUAAAGGAAAUGUGGGAUGGUGGAUUCACUGAAUACAUCCAUGACUGGUGGAACCUAAUGGAUUUUGCAAUGAACUCCCUCUACCUGGCAACUAUUUCCUUGAAGAUUGUGGCCUAUGUCAAGUAUAAUGGUUCUCGUCCAAGGGAGGAAUGGGAAAUGUGGCACCCGACUCUGAUUGCAGAGGCGCUCUUCGCAAUAUCCAACAUUUUAAGUUCCUUGCGUCUCAUAUCCUUGUUCACAGCCAACUCCCACUUAGGGCCUCUGCAGAUCUCUUUGGGACGCAUGCUGCUUGAUAUACUCAAAUUCCUCUUUAUCUACUGCCUAGUACUGCUAGCUUUUGCCAACGGAUUGAACCAGCUUUAUUUUUACUAUGAGACCAGAGCUAUUGAUGAACCUAACAACUGCAAGGGGAUCCGGUGUGAAAAACAGAACAACGCCUUCUCCACGCUCUUUGAAACCCUUCAGUCACUCUUCUGGUCUGUAUUUGGCCUUUUAAAUCUCUAUGUUACCAAUGUGAAGGCCAGACAUGAGUUCACCGAAUUUGUGGGAGCUACUAUGUUUGGGACAUACAACGUGAUCUCCCUAGUAGUGCUGCUGAACAUGCUCAUUGCCAUGAUGAACAACUCCUACCAGCUUAUCGCUGAUCAUGCUGACAUUGAGUGGAAGUUUGCAAGAACGAAGCUCUGGAUGAGUUAUUUUGAUGAAGGUGGUACCUUGCCACCUCCUUUCAACAUUAUUCCCAGCCCCAAAUCAUUCCUUUAUCUUGGCAACUGGUUCAACAACACCUUCUGUCCCAAAAGAGACCCUGAUGGAAGACGAAGGAGGCACAACUUGAGAAGCUUCACAGAACGCCAUGCUGAUAGCCUGAUACAAAAUCAACAUUAUCAGGAAGUUAUCAGAAAUUUAGUCAAGAGAUAUGUGGCUGCAAUGAUAAGAAACUCCAAAACAAAUGAGGGACUAACAGAAGAAAACUUUAAGGAAUUAAAGCAGGACAUCUCCAGCUUCCGAUAUGAAGUGCUUGACCUCUUGGGAAACAGGAAGCAUCCAAGAAGAAGCCUAUCCACUAGCAGUGCUGAAUUUUCUCAAAGGGAUGAUACCAAUGAUGGCAGUGGUGGGGCUCGGGCCAAAUCUAAGAGUGUCUCUUUCAAUUUAGGCUGCAAGAAAAAGGCCUGCCAUGGCGCACCUCUCAUCAGAACCAUGCCAAGAGCCAGUGGAGCUCAAGGAAAGUCGAAAGCUGAGUCAUCAAGCAAACGGUCCUUCAUGGGUCCCUCUUUUAAGAAACUGGGUCUCCUAUUCUCCAAGUUUAACGGUCAUAACUCCGAACCUCCCUCAGAGCCAAUGUACACAAUCUCCGAUGGAAUCGCACAGCAGCAUUAUAUGUGGCAGGACAUCAGAUAUUCUCAGAUGGAGAAAGGGAAGGCAGAGGCCUGUUCUCAAAGUGAAAUGAACCUCAGUGAGGUAGAGUUAGGUGAAAUUCGGGGUGCUGCUCGGAGCAGUGAAUGCCCCCUAGCCUGUUCCAGCUCUCUUCACUGUGCAUCCGGCAUCUGCUCCUCAAAUUCUAAACUUUUAGACUCAUCUGAGGAUGUAUUUGAAACUUGGGGAGAGGCUUGUGACUUGCUCAUGCACAAAUGGGGUGAUGGACAGGAAGAACAAGUUACAACUCGGCUCUAAAUCAAAUCCCCAUCAUCUGUUCUGGAAUUCAAGAGAAAAUUUGUAAUUUCCUCAUUCUCAGAGGUGACCCCAGAUAUGGCUCCCUCAUGGUCCCCCCUUCCAAAGGAGUGAAGCUCCUAUUAUUUUCAGUCUUUUAUAGCCACAUUCUUCAUGUUUUGUUUUACUGUUAUUAUAAUUUGCCUUUUUAUAUCUAUAAAUACUAAAUCCAUCUCCAAACCAACUGAAGGGGAAUUGCCCCUAAUCAGCAGAGGUGCAGUCGGGUGCUUAACCCCUUUGCUUUGCUGUUCUUACCCUUGCCUCCUUGAAGCUCCAGGUGCCACUUUGCUACCAUAGCUGCUGCACAGAUCCCUGACUUUCCUCAGGAUCUCACACCCAUCUCCCCCACAGAGCUGAGGGAUAUGGUCAGCAGUCCCUACCAGCUAUCAGAUAAGGCAAACCAACCUGCCUGUCUUUGUUGCUCUUCAGUGAUAUGCGCUGCCCGUGCUGGCCCAAUGAACAGCAUGAAAGGGAGACCAGACUCCAAAGAAUUGUCAGCUUGUGGUUUCUAGGUAGAACUGGCCUUUCUGUUUUGUUUUAAAACACUAUAACUUCUACUUGUGGGGACUUGUUGAGGUUUUGUUUCUUGAACUUGUGUUAGUUUCUUAAUGUGUGCCAAUGAGAUAUUUAUUCUACAGUGUGUGUCAUAUCUAAUAAGUUAACUGAUUUCUUUCCUGUGUUUGUAUACUUCAGUUAACUUAACUAUUUUAAACUUUGAGAGUAUCAAAAUUAGUAUUUAGGAUGUGUACUUUUUUCAAAAAAAAAAAAAAAUACUUCUACUGCACUUUAACCAAUAGUUACUACAUCUCAUACACUGGCAAG